Molecule: messenger RNA, 868 nt
Organism: Polistes canadensis
Lineage: Eukaryota; Metazoa; Arthropoda; Insecta; Hymenoptera; Vespidae
Product: frequenin-1
Molecular function (GO): calcium ion binding; calcium sensitive guanylate cyclase activator activity
Source: RefSeq, a predicted model, not a curated record
GUAGAAAAGAAGAAGAAGAAGAAGAAGAAGAAGAAGAAGAAGAAAAAACAAUAAGAAAACGACGUUAAUUGUUAACAAAAAUGGGCAAGAAAAAUAGCAAACUCAAGCAGGAAACUAUCGAGCGACUUACCACCAAUACUUAUUUUACCGAAAAGGAAAUUCGACAGUGGCACAAAGGUUUUCUCAAGGAUUGUCCAGAUGGUUUAUUAACCGAAGAGGGUUUUAUUAAAAUCUACAAGCAGUUCUUUCCCCAAGGUGAUCCAUCCAAGUUUGCAUCCCUAGUCUUCAGGGUGUUCGACGAGAACAGCGAUGGCACGAUAGAAUUUGAAGAAUUCAUAAGAGCCCUUUCUGUUACGUCACGAGGUAAAUUGGACGAGAAGCUACACUGGACAACAGCCACAAGCGGAGGACGAGAACACGCCGCAAAAAAGGGUCGACAAAAUCUUCGAUCAAAUGGACAAGAAUCAUGACAAUAAGCUUACCCUUGAAGAAUUUCGAGAGGGUAGCAAAGCUGACCCACGGAUUGUCCAAGCUUUAUCAUUGGGUGGCGAGUAACCGUACUGCUAAAAAGUUAUUAUAAGAAAGAGGACUGACGAGAAUUCCUUCGAUCUUUUAACUCCUCCUUGUGGGGGGGUCGAAUGAUUACGUCAUCGUUCAUUUGAUUUAUCUAAAUCCAUGGACAAAGAAAAGAAAAGAAAAAAAAAAGAAAGAAAUAAAGAACAAACGUAGGAGUAAUAAAUAACUUACGAAAGAAAACAAAAACCAUAAAAGAAUAAAAAGAAAAGGGUGGGGGUUGUGGGGGGGUUGGAGGAAAAAAUUAUACGUCACGUCGCGUAUCAGGAUGAUGAUGAUGAUGAUGAUGAUGAUG